Molecule: messenger RNA, 2085 nt
Organism: Sitodiplosis mosellana (orange wheat blossom midge)
Lineage: Eukaryota; Metazoa; Arthropoda; Insecta; Diptera; Cecidomyiidae
Product: neurofilament heavy polypeptide-like
Exons: 3
Coding region: 23-2032 (669 amino acids)
Source: RefSeq, a predicted model, not a curated record
GCCAGAGUUAGACAAAUCUGAAAUGAAAGAGAAACCAAAGAGUGAUGAUAAGAAGGAUAAAACCGAUGACAAGCCUGCAGUGACGCCUUCAGCUCCGCCUGAAGACAAAGACAAAUCUAAAGUAUCUGCCGCUAAAGUUGAAGAAAAACCAAAAGAAGCUGCAUCUAAACCGGACAAAGUUCAAGAAGCAAAGACUGUUGAGAAACCAAAGGACAUCAAAGCGGAAGCAGAAAAGUUGAAAUUCAAAGACAAAUCAAAAGGGACGCCACUUACGACUAUUCCAAAAGCUGACGAGAAACCUAAAGAAGCUGUGGCAAAAGCGGCUAUUCAGCCGGAGGUACCAAAAAGUGAUGGAAAGAGUAAAGAUGCUUCGGCCAAACCGGUUGAAAUCAAAUUGAAACCGGAGGAAAAGGUUUUGGAUGUUGCAUCCAAGCCUGAAGCAGAUAAAAAGAAAGUUGAUAUAAAGCCAAAAGUCGUAGCGCCACUAGAGCUACCCAAAGACAAAUCUAAAGAUGUGCCCAAAGUUUCUACUUUACCUGAUUCGCCAAAAAUGGAUGAAAACACAAAAACUGUUCCCGCUAAAGCCGAUGAGAGUAAGCCAAAAAUCGAAGGAAAACCAACUGAAAUUGGUAAGCCGACAACGAAACCAGAUGCGAUUAAACCAGAAACAGCGAGCAGUCCUAAGGAAGACAUCAAAGCAACACCAAUUGAUUCUGCAGCGAAACCCGCUGUUCUGCCUGGCAUGCAGAAAUCAUCGGAUAUUGUCACGAAAGCAACCACCAAGCCAGAGACAGACAAAUCCGAAGUGAAAGAAAAGGCAAAGGGAGAUGAUAAGACCGUUGACAAAUCUACGGUGACGUCUCCAGCUCUGCCCGAAGAUAAAACUAAGGCAUCUGCUGCUAAAGUCCAAGAAAUAAAGCCAAGAGUUGAAGAAAAGCCAAAAGAAGCUGCAUCUAAGCCAGAGAAAGUUCAAGAAACGAAGACUGUUGAGAAACCAAAGGACACCAAGCCGGAAGCAGAAAAGUCGAAAGUCGAAGACAAAGCAAAAGCUACUCCGCUUACGACUAUUCCAAAAGUUGAUGACAAAAAAGCUGACGAGAAACCUAAAGAAGCCGUGGCAAAAGCGAUUACUCAGCCUGAGGCACCAAAAAGUGUUGACAAAAGUAAAGACGCUUCAGCUAAGCCAGUUGAAGUUAAAUCGACGCCAGAGAAACAGAUUUUGGACGUUGCAACCAAGCCUGCAGCAGAAAAACAGAAAGUUGAUGAGAAACCAAAAGAGCCGCUCAAAUCUGUUUCCAAACCGGAUGCAGCCAAACCGCAAACUGACGAAAAGUCAAAGGAUAUUUCGCCAAAGUCUGAGAAGAAAGCGGAUGAAAAACCCAAAGAUGUAGCGUCAAAACCAUCCAUUUUGCCUAAUUUAACGGCAAAAGGAGAAGACAAAUCUAAAAAUGUGCCCUCCAAAGUUGAUAGUAGUAAGUCAAUAGAGUCUAAACCUACAGUCAAGCCAGAAGUAGAAAAAAUAAAACAAGAACCACUAAAAUCAACGACAGAGGAAAAGCCAAAGGCUGAGAGCAAGGAGAAAUCAACUGAUGUUCCAACGAAACCUGCAGCAAUACCAGAUAAAGCAAAAGAUGCAAAAGAUAUUUCUGUUCAACCUGUCAAGCUUGAAGAAAAGACGCCAAAAACGGAAGAAAAGUCAAAGGAAAAACCGUCACCGCUACCAUUAUUAUCGAAAGCCGAAGAGAAAAUUAAAACGGCAGCUUCCACGAAAUCUGAUGAAACAAAAGCGACAGCUGAAAUGAAGCCGUUAGUUUCAGCAAGUGAGCCUGCAGUCAAACCAGUAACGGAAACACCAAAAGUUGCUGAAAAACCAAAAGACGCAGCGAUCAAACCUGAGACAGCGGCCAAAAGAGAUGAGAAACCGAGUAAAACAUCUGCAGCUGAAACUGAAGAUAAGAGUGAUGAAGACAUUCAUGCAAUUGUUUGCAAUAUCAUGAGUGGAGUAGAUAAAUUAUUCGCUGCAUAUUUUUGAACGAACAAUGCGUCCCAAAAGUGUAUUUUUUCCAUUCGGCCUAUAAAGAUGUA